Messenger RNA from Engraulis encrasicolus (European anchovy), 621 nucleotides. It is a transcript of the gene ttc32, whose product is annotated as tetratricopeptide repeat domain 32. Lineage: Eukaryota; Metazoa; Chordata; Actinopteri; Clupeiformes; Engraulidae. Gene Ontology annotation, molecular function: protein binding. The transcript is spliced from 3 exons. The record is from RefSeq and is a predicted model, not a curated record. The coding region runs from base 74 to 478 and encodes 134 amino acids.
ACACUUGUGUCGCGGAAACCUCCCCCUCACACAACCAUAGAAGUAGCAUUGUUUAUCCACAGGACUGCUCAUUAUGGAAGACAACAUUGUCAAGGAGGCUCAUAACGAGUUUAAAAACAAAAACUUUAAGGCGGCGGAGGAAUUAUACAGCCUUUAUAUACAGUCCUGUGAGAACCCGUCCAGAAAAUGUGACGCCAACGAGCUCGCAGUUGCACUAAACAACCGCGGACAGAUCAAAUAUCUUAGGGUUGACUUCAAGGAGGCCAUUGAGGAUUACACGUUGGCCAUAAAGCAAAAGAAUGAAUUCGAGGUGCCUUACUACAACAGGGGACUCAUACACUACAGACUGGGAUUUUUUGAAGAGGCCGAGAAGGACUUCAGAAAGGUUCUGGAACUGAAUCCUGGUUUCGAAGACGCCAAGCAGAGUCUUCAGCAGACCAUCACAGACCGCCAGGAGAAGAUCACAAGAGGAUACUGAACACUACACUUGGACUUCUAGAACUGAAGCACUUUACCAAAUAAUUUUUUGCACUUUUGUACACUUGCCAUAAUCACAGAACUUCACAAAUCAUAGUCUCAAAGCUGACAAGACUUGAAAAAUAAAAUUAAUUUUAAACAGUU